AUGCCUACCUACGCCGGGUUCCAACUUGCACUUGAGCUUUCAAAUGUCCUCCCUAUAAAGGAUCUUGCUGCUUCCGCAUUCACAACGCUACUCAACAUGGCACGCGACCUUCGCAAUUCAGGUUCUGAUAUUGUUGUUGAGGCUGAUCUGGCAAGCAUUUUUGGCAGGGGUCAAGUUUCCCUUGAACUGGAGAAAGCAUUCAAAGCCAAAGUUCACAUCACCAAGAUCACCCCACUAUGCGAGGGCUCAGAAAUCGAGCUCCGCACCGGCCCUGGCCCAACCGUAACUCGGGCAUUUCAGGAUGUACAAUAUUUCGCAACCAUAGUCACUCUCUCCGCCCUAUGCUAUUUUAGUUCGAGAGAAGAUCUUGCCAGAAUGAUCGCCAGUGCGAUGGUCAAGCGAUGCGAGGCCAACAUACCAGGGGCCACCAACCCUCCUGGGUACGAAGGUCUUGAAAACACAUUGGCAGCUUGCAGUACGCAAUGUGGCGAAUUCCACUGGGCGCCAUACUGUGCGGAAAUCGAGCGACGGCUUCGAAUUUCAAUGCCAGACUACUUUUGGAGUGCGGAUUACACUCGUCUUACGCCCGCGGCUCUUCUGGGGGCAAUGGAUUUCUUCUAUAUCGUCAAAAGCCUGCCAGCGGACAGAAUAGUCACAAUCUCAUUCCAGACAGGAUUUAUCCCUCUCACAAUUUGGGCCCACUACAUCUUGGGCCUCAAUGUUGUGAUCACUGAUCUUCCUUGUCGGGAUGUUGUCUUCGGCAAUGCCAAAGAGCCUCAUGUUGUCAUUCACUGGCGCCGAAUUGAUGCCUCUGAUAGUGGAGGCCCGUGCUGGAAUUUGGAGACGGAUGACGAUGGCCCCGAAAUUUGCCUUCAUGACGCAGACAUGCAAAUUAUUUUCACGUCUAAACCGGAAGAUCACGACUCAAAUGGCAUCUACUCGAGGGAAAGACACCCUUUGUCGGGAUACGGCACGGAAAUACUCCGACGCAGCCUGAAUAUUGAUACCAUCACUAGAGACAAUGACGAUAUAUACGAGGAGACGGUAGGCUUAGUAGCUGGAUUCGCAGUCGUCGCUUCGCAGAGAAUGGCCCGAGAACUGACGUGCCCUUCAUGGGAAGAGGGACAGGAGGCGACCGAGAAUACUGGGCCAAAAAUCCGAUUGGAGAUGUGGAGGAUCAUGAACUCUGUUAAAUUGAUCUUCGAUGGUAUCACAAUCAAUACGAAACUUUGUGAGGAAUAUGCGCAGUUUUUGUCAGAGCACCCUCUGUCUGAAUCCACGCUACCUACAACUUUCAAUUCCUUCUUUGCAAGAGUCCCGUGGCACGGCCGGCUCUACUCUGCAGAAGAACAAAUGAUACGACUGAUCGAACUUCUCACAAAAUAUGUCCUGAUUUUCGCUCACGUCUUUGAGCUUGAUCACUGUGGUGAUAUGCCAAUAGCCUUCAGCACUGACAUCUCCGCCUUCUCAACUGUCUUUCGGGAAAUCCGGGAGGGAAAGGAUGGGCUAGGGCUAGUUGAACGGUCUGAGGCGUUCAACGGUAUCGUGAGUGUACUGGAGUCUGCCGAACUCCAAGAUGUGAGUCGCAAUCGGUACGCCGGCCGCCUAUCUCUUCAGAGCGAUUUCGGGUGGUCUGUGCAUCUGGACACAUAUGGUGACCGUGAUCCGGCUGUCGUUCGGCCUGAGCUCGUCCACAUUCGCAAGGGUACGCCCACAAAUUCAAGAACAGGGGAGCGGAAAUUGCGAAUAAGAGAUGGAAGUGGCAUUGGCAGGGGUGCGAAAUCCUGCGUCUGCCCUGUUGAGAGAGGCCCAACGUACACUCCUCGCACAUUCGUGAACUACACUUCUCGGAAAGAUUUCUAUAAAUCUCUUGCGUACGAGUUCCAGAUCACUCUUGUUGUUACAUUCCAGACAGUUCCCGAGUAUCAGAAUUGUGGAGGUUCCCAAUCUUUCCAGGAAUAUUUCCGCUACAGUCAGAUGCAUGAAAAUUUGUGGAAUACCUAUCUGACUCCAGAAUGCGGUCACAGGCACAAGGAUGAAGCGGAACAGACAAAAAUCAAACUCGGUCCGGAUGCAGCGGCAGUUCUGGGUUUCUCCGAGAGCCACACACUCGAAGAAACCCUGCCGGAGAGAAUUGUUAUUCUAUUGACAAAAGGUAACCCUUAUGGACGAUGGAAUGCAAUCUGGUACUCGUGCGGCGACGCGAGUCACACGGGACGGAAGAUAAUGCUACGCUGGAAUAAAUGCUGCGAGUCCUGCGCUCUUGACCACGUGGCUUCACAGAAGGGAAAAUGGUACCUUAUUUUGUAG
This is a messenger RNA of Cladophialophora psammophila CBS 110553, 2310 nucleotides long. RefSeq lists its product as uncharacterized. The coding region runs from base 1 to 2310 and encodes 769 amino acids. The transcript has a single exon. The record is from RefSeq and is a predicted model, not a curated record. Lineage: Eukaryota; Fungi; Ascomycota; Eurotiomycetes; Chaetothyriales; Herpotrichiellaceae.